This is a messenger RNA of Centruroides sculpturatus (bark scorpion), 638 nucleotides long. RefSeq lists its product as uncharacterized. The coding region runs from base 186 to 638 and encodes 150 amino acids. The record is from RefSeq and is a predicted model, not a curated record. NCBI's taxonomy places the organism in Eukaryota, Metazoa, Arthropoda, Arachnida, Scorpiones, Buthidae. The transcript has 4 exons. Gene Ontology annotation, cellular component: nucleus; transcription regulator complex. Gene Ontology annotation, biological process: regulation of transcription by RNA polymerase II.
AGGAAAAGCGGCAGGAUGACGUCACUUUUUCUCGCCGCAGAAGUCGAUUUUGUGCCGCUUUUCUCGUGCCGCAAAAGUUGGUUGAAUUUUAUCUUUUGCGGCAACCGCCGCCAAGACGCGUUUCUAUCAGCCAAUAACAGUUCGUCUGACAGUCACGUGAUAAAAUAGAACCACGUGGUGUUUUAAUGGCGGACGGUUCAACAAAGUUCAUUGUGAAAACGUACAGAAGAAACAGAAAAGAUAUGGCAUUCGAUACGGAGGCAUUUAUUGGAAUGGUCGAAAAUUAUCCUUUCCUAUACGAUAAAAGCAGAAAGGAAUUUAAAGAUGUUUCUUUUAAAUACACUUAUUGGACGGCAAUAGGAACUGCUUUUAAUAUUUCGGCUGAUGAAGCCAUAAAAAAAUGGAAAAAUUUGAAAGAUAGGUAUACAAAGUUAAAGAACAAUAUAAGUAAGUCGAAAAGAAGUGGUGCAGCUACUUCUGAAAUUUACAAGACAAAUUGGAAGUAUUUCGACUUACUGGAUAAUAUGCUAAAAGGCGGAUUGAGAAAUGAACACUUAGAAACAUGCUCGAAUAUACCAGAAACCAUGCCUCAAUCAGAAUGNAAACUUAUAUAUAGCCUACUGUGUUGUCUCAACUAA